Lolium perenne is the source of this 5446-nucleotide messenger RNA. The record is from RefSeq and is a predicted model, not a curated record. Lineage: Eukaryota; Viridiplantae; Streptophyta; Magnoliopsida; Poales; Poaceae.
UACCAGCUGUACCUUCCCCACACUCCUGGGUGGCAAUCAAUUAUGAUCGAUAAGUAUACCUGCUGCUAGUAUACCUCUGUCCUCACUCCCUGCUGCCUCCACCUUACGGGCCUCGCCGGCUGCUUCUCAGAUCUGCUGCCAACGCCACCUCCCAUCUCUACCAAAUCGCAGCGUUCCUUCUAUCCCUCUUCGUACCCCGCUUUGUCCCUGCUACUCGAUGGAGCCACCGGUGUGAUGGUCUCACAAGGGUAAUGGUAAUGGCUGCAGAGGUGCAGCAUGGUUGAGCGGCAAAAGACCGGAAGGAGAAGGACACCUAAGCUCUUCUCUUUUGGGUUUGCUUGCAUCUAGCAGGGAAAAUGGGGAUGGUCCUGGAUGCUUUUGCAUCCUACGUGCAAAACAUGCUGACAGAGAUGGUGACUGAAGAGGUGCACAUGCUGCUUGGAGUCGGAGACGAAAUCGAAAAGAUGGACGUCAAGCUUCGGGACCUCAAGAACUUCCUCGCCGAUGCUGAUAGGAGGAACAUCACUGACAAGACCAUGCAAGAGUGGGUGGCAGGGCUCAAGCGUGCCAUGUACGAAGCUGCUGACAUCCUCGACCUAUGCAAACUCAAGGCCAUGGAGCAAGGUCAAUCCACCGUAGAUGUGGGGUGCUUCAACCCCUUGCUCUUUUGCAUGCGGAAUCCAGCCCAUGCCCACAACAUCGGCACCCGCAUCAAGGAGCUCAAUAAGAAGCUUGGCACCAUCAAGGAGCGAGGCGAUGCUUUCAACUUUAUCAAUUUUGGUUCCUAUGAGGAUCGUAACAACAGGGUGCAUGCCUCUCAUUCUGGUAUUCGCAGCCGUGAGACGUCGGGGGAGUAUGAUCGGUCAGGUGUAGUCGGAGAAAAGAUCAAAGAAGACUCAAGAGCAAUCAUUGAUAUCAUGCUGACUGAAAAAGAGGGCAACACCAACAUCAUGGUGGUAGCCAUUGUUGGGGUCGGCGGAAUCGGAAAGACUACUCUUGCCAAGAAAGUAUUCAAUGAUGAAAUCAUUAAUGCCGAGUUCGACAAGACAAUAUGGUUGAGCAUCAACCAGAACUUUGACAAGGUUGAGCUGAUCAAGACAAUGAUCACGCUCGCCGGAGGAGAAUGCGGUGGUGGAGCGGUGUUGGCUGUGCUUCAGCCAAUCCUUACUACUGCCGUGACAGGGAAGAAGCUAUUUAUAGUUAUGGAUGAUGCGUGGAGCCCUAGAGCGUGGGACGACAUGCUUGGAAGUCACUUGGCUAAUGUUGUUGCUCGAGGUAGCCGAAUCCUCGUCACUACUAGAGAUGAAAGAAUUGCCCGAGGAAUGAAAGCUAUGUUUCCCUACCACCACAUUGACAAACUAGAGGAGGAGGAUGGCUGGUCAUUGCUCAAGAAACAGAUAGCCUCUUGUGAAACAGAUGGACAUGAAAUAGAUACACUCAAGGAUAUUGGGUUGCAAAUUGUAGCAAAAUGUGAUGGUUUACCUCUUGCUAUCAAAGUAUUGGGAGGACUCCUGUGUCAGAAAGAAAAAAAACACCAUGAGUGGAAAAUGGUUCUGGAUGACUCUAUAUGGUCGGUCAAUGAAAUGCCUGAAGAGCUAAACCAUGCAGUAUACUUAAGCUAUGAAGAUUUGCCUUCUUGCAUCAAACAAUGCCUUCUAUACUACUCCCUUAUUCCUAAAACUGCAACGCUUGAUAAACAUGACAUUGUCGGCAUGUGGAUUGCUGAAGGAUUUCUUCACGGAACCUCAGACAACUUGGAAGAAUUAGGAACCAAGUACUAUAAGGAGCUGAUAGUGAGGAACCUUAUAGAGCCAAAUCCAGAGUACGUUGAUCAAUCUGUUUGCAGCAUGCAUGAUGUUGUUCGCUCAUUUGCUCAAUUUGUGUCCAGAGAUGAGGCACUAGCGGCUCAUAGUGGAGAAACUAAUAUUGGAAGUAAACUUAGUGCACACAAGUUUCUUCGGUUAUCCCUAGAGAGCAAAUCAUCAGAGUCAGAUGGGUUAGAAUGGAGUUCUUUACAAACACAAACGAUAUUGAGAACACUAAUAUUAGUUGGCCAUAUAAAUAUGAAGUCUGCAGAUUUGCUGGUCCAUUUUCCAAGUUUAAGAACUCUACAUGCAGAUUCAACAGGGGUUGGUGAAUUGGCUGAAGUUUUGCAUGAGUUCAAGCACUUGAGGUUCUUGUCCUUGGAGAACUCUGAUAUAGCUUCUCUACCGGAUAACCUUGGAAAGCUGAAAUUCUUGCGGUUCAUUAGCCUCCGCGGAAGCAAGCAAUUUGUGAAACUUCCUGAUAGCAUUGUACAUUUAAGUGAGCUAAGGUUUCUUAACAUCAGUGCCACAAGUAAAUGUAGCAUACCUAGGGGAUUUUGCGGUCUAACAAAUUUGAGGACAGUACAUGGAUUUCCGGCAAUAGAGGAUGGUGAUUGGUGCAGUCUGGAAGAGUUGGGCCCUCUUUAUCAGCUCACUGACAUUGGACUAAAGGGAUUAGAGGAUGUAACUGUGCCAUCAUCUGCAGCAAAGGCAAAGCUUGGCGAGAAGGUGCAUCUUACCUACCUAAGCUUAAGCUGGCAUAGUAGACUGGGAGAUGAUGGGAAGAUUAAAGAGGACGACAGUGUCUCCGAGGAAGAGCAAGAAAAAACUGAGAAGGUGUUUGAUGAGCUCUGUCCUCCGCCCAACUUAGAAUAUAUUUCCAUCUAUGGUUAUUUUGGCCGGCGACUCCCAACAUGGAUGAUGUCAUCAUCAGUUGUGCCCCUCAAGAUCUUGAGGAUUCUGAAUAUUGAAGACUUGGCUUGCUGCACACUACUUCCUGAUGGCCUGUGCCAUCUCCCGUAUUUGGAGUUCAUUCAGAUCUACCGUGCUCCAUCCAUUAAGCGUGUUGGACCUGAAUUCCUGCAUUCCAACCAUCACCAAAGUCUGCCCCCUUCCCAUGUGGCAGUUGCUUUUCCUAAAGUGCAUGAGAUGAAUUUAAUAGGGAUGGUGGAAUGGGAGGAGUGGGAGUGGGUGGAGGCAGUGCAAGCUUUUCCUGUCUUGCGGACACUUGUGGUAAAUCACUGCAAAUUGACGAGUCUUCCUGCUGGCCUAUCCUCCCAGGCAAGGGCUUUAAAUAAAUUAGAUAUAGGGCAUGUCAAGGCUCUCACAUCUGUAAAGAACUUUGCUACCCUGGUCAGGCUGGAGGUAGAUACACUUCCUGAUCUGGAGAGGAUCACUAAUCUUGCCAGAUUGCAAAUACUAAUCAUCGAAGGCUGCCCAAAGCUGAAGGUGCUAGAGGGUGUUCCUGCACUACAGAGCCUCUCGCUCGACGAUGAAGACAUGGAGACACUCCCAGAAUACAUGGGAGGUAUAAGUCCAAGUUGUUUGGAGCUAUACUGCGGCCUAGCGUUGCUCUCGUCCAUAGCCGCGGGACCAUCUGGCCCUGAAUGGGACAAAUUCAGCCGCAUUAAGCAUGUGAAGGCAUAUGCACGUGAAGGAGAUAUGGUAAAGAAAUGGUAUGUCUUGUACACAGACAACCCCUACAAAUUGGAGACAAAUUUCAGCCGCUCUUUCAUGUCUACAGGAACCUUGUCUUGUUUUGAGGACGCGCAAAGAUUUGAGUCUGUCUUCAAAAUGACAAGAAAAACAUUUGACUACAUCUGCAGCUUGGUGAAAGUGCCGUCAUUGGAAGAUAUGGACAGCUACACAUUUGUUGACCGGAGGGUACUGUGUUUACAAGAUCGAGUGGCAGUUGCUCUGAUAAGGUUGUGCUCCACUGAGUCAUCAGAGACCUUAGGAUCCUCUGUUGGUGUGAGCGAGUCAACCAUCAAAUUGGUAACUGAGAAGUUCGUUGAUGCUGUGUGCGAGGAGCGAGCAGCGCACCACUCGUAUUGGCCAGACUCCAGUAAAAUGGAUAAGACAAAAUCCACGUUUGGCAAGAUCCACAAUCUGCAUAACUGCUGCGGUGUUAUAUGUACAACUCACAUCCCAUUUGGACCAAACUGCGACCAUGGGGAGAAUGGCUGCAUUCUGAUGCAAGCCAUGAUUGAUCCAAAGAUGAGGAUCAUGAACCUUUCGUUGAAUUCGUGGGAUAGCAAUACCCAGUUAAGCAUUUUGCAGAAAUCAAGACUCUUCAAGGAGUGCCAGAAGGGUGGUUGGCUGAAUGGUAGCAAGCUGAAGGUAGCAUCAGAUGGAUCAGAGGUUGGGGAAUACAUAAUUGGUGAUGCAGGAUACCCUCUUCUCCCCUGGCUACUCACACCAUACCAGGAAGAAAACCUCUCAGACCCCAAGGUGGAGUUCAACAGGAGACACUCUGCAGCCACAGCCUGCGCGCGGAAGGCGCUGGCGAUGUUCCAAGAAAAAUGGAAGUGCCUGCAGGAAGAUGUGUGGUGGCCGGAAAAUCUGCAAACUAGAUAUAAGAUGAUCUAUGCGUGCUGCAGGUUGCAUAACAUAGUCAUAGAUAUGGAGGAUGAUGCAGGGAUGCCGAGCGCUAAGGCUAAGGAUUGGAAUUACCAUCAGCGAGUGCGCCAGGUAGCAAAUGAGGACGCUGUCAGGGCGAGGGAUAUGCUGUCGGAGUACUUCUUGGCCAGCAGGUCAUCAAAAUCAGGAGUCAGCCCAGUGGAUGCAGAGGAGGGCCAUGAAGUAGCUGCAUCGGGCGCAGGGGAUGAAGACAAGGAACAAGAAGCAGAGACAGGAACAGCAGACGAAGCAGUUUGAUUGUUGGCUGUUUGAUUGUUGGAGCUCAGUAUGUGCGGUUGGAUGUUGUGUUGUUGUUUCUGUGUACCCUGUCCGUGUUUGCUGUAGUAUAGGGGGUAGGUUUUUUGCCCCGUAGCUUGGCUUUCGAUGCCGAGGCCAAGCAGCGGGUUUUCCUACCGCGUUGUAACCUGGGACCUUUAGCUGUUCCUUUUGUGUUCAUUAACCUCUCUUUUUGGUCUUUUGUUUGUAAUUUGAACCUUGUAUUUCCGUUAUGAAAAUUAAUGGAAACAGGAACAGUCCCAGUUGGAAAAAAAAAUGGAACAGCAGACGAAGUAGACAAUGAUAUCCAGGAGAUCAUUGUGUAAAGACACGUUUUGCUGCCACAUCUCUGAGCUUCAUUCUAGGUGAAAGGGAAGCCUACAUCCUACUGGUUGGAGGUUUUGAAUUAAUGAAUCCAGAGCAGCACACCCAAUGGAGCCAGAGACUAAUUUGAUGCUGCAAGUUCAAGUUCAAAUUUUAUUAAUUUUGGUCAUCUAUUUGGCGGAGACAAGUGCCAUGUAAUCUGUACUUUAUUUAUGACUUUUUAUGUGGUGAAAAAAUGACAAUGUAGCGUAGAUGCGGGAAGACUAUUUGAUAUUUCCAUUCAUCAGUUGAUACAAACUGAAGAGUUUGCAAACAUAAUAGCAGGGAAUCAUGUGUGUGUAUGACAGGUGUAUGUUUGGGCCAGCAACCUCGUUCAAUGCAAAAUAACAAGAUAGAUUCACUUGUCUACUAUGGUAGCUCAA